Molecule: messenger RNA, 1176 nt
Organism: Symbiodinium sp. CCMP2456
Lineage: Eukaryota; Dinophyceae; Suessiales; Symbiodiniaceae
Source: the annotation of a GenBank genome assembly
GUUGAGAGUGACGUCUUCAUCACUUCUGACGAACUUCUGGCCAUCAUGUGGAAGAACGGCUACUCGGAUGCGGAGCGCAACGCCAUCCAGUUUACGUUUCCAAGCGACUAUAAGUUUCACUACCCAGAGCUGUCUGUGAUGUUCGACAUUCCGGAGGAGGAUACGUAUAAAUUCUGCAUGCGCACUCGCAUGGAGGACAGCCACAUCGGUGAGCUGGAUCACUCCAAGGUGAAACGGGAAGGACUCAUCCGAGACCACUGGCUGAUGUUUGGAACCGGCCUCUUUAUUUUCAAGACCUUCCCUUUCUUCAACUAUUACUUCGGUGUGAAGGUCUUCGGAACCUCCAUGUGGUGCUACACCAUGUGGCACCUCUUGAACCGCAUGGUGGCAAAGACAUGCCGCCGCAAUGAGUACAUGGCCUCCCAGAAGACAGCGCAGGAGGUUAUGGAAGGUGAGGAUGCCAUCGUCGAGUCCAUGCGCAGAUUUGCCAAUGACGCGAAGUGCGUCGAGUACCUCAAGACAUUCAAGGAGGACUCCGAGGAAAAGAUCGCCAAGUACCGGAAGGCACUGGUUUUGAAGAUGAAGGAUGACCUGUCAGAGAGGGCCCAGAAGCAGUUGCAGGCCAUUGCCGCUUUCGAGGCUGGUAUGGGCUCUGCCAUGCAGGAUCUGGUCGUCCGUGAGGCAGCCGCGUCCUUCAAGGAGAAGUUCCCCACGGACAAGGGGAUGCAAGAGAAGGCCUUCGCAGCGGCCGUCAAGUCGCUCUCGGGAGCAACGGUGGAAGCUGCAGAGGACCCGGUCGCCGCGCAUUUCGCCAGCUCGUUCCAGUCCCUGCAGGGAGUGGACCUGGCGACUGCGAAGGCGGACCCGAAGGGCUCCCUGGCCGAGCGCGUGGCUUUCGCGCAGCAGGCCAAGGAGAAAGAGUUCCAGGAGACUUUCAUGGUUUCCGCGAAGGAGGCAGAGGAGGUGAAAGCUCUGGCGAGCAAGGCCAAGAGUGGCAAGGACUACGACUUCUCCAAGCUUCCUGCGGAUGCGUUGCAGCGACUCGAGGCUCUCUACACCAGCAUCAAUGCCAAGGUUGGCUACUCCUUGCCCGAAUCCUUGGGCAGCAAGCCGAUUGCUGCUACGGGCGACAGUGCAGCCAACUCCUACGUAGACAAGGCUUGUGCCAGGGUUUAG